AUGGCAUAUGGACAUCAGCGAGUAAUCGAUUGGAGGAGGUCACUUGUUUCCAUUUCUCCACCCGUGUCGUGGGGCAAAACCGUCAAUCGGGCCGAUUAUCUAUUAGCUUCUGUCUUCAAAUUUGAUAUACCUACUAAUCGCUUCACUGGUCAUCUCGAAUCAAAUUCAACCAUGGCAGAGAAAACAUCACUCGUGACGGGUGCGAGCGGGUUUAUCGCUAGCCAUGUUGUUCAGCAGCUGCUCGAAAAGGGUGAACAAGUCCAUGCCACUGUUCGCAGUACCAGCAACAAGAAGAAAAUCAGUCACCUCCUCGAAAUUCAGGAACGAUGGCCCGGCAAGUUGACAUUGUUCGAAGCGGAUUUGCUUGUGGCGGGGUCGUUUCAAGCUCCAAUGACGGGAUGCUCGGUGGUUUAUCAUAUCGCCUCUCCGUUCUUAAUCGAGAACAAGAUUCGCAAUGGCGAGAAAGAGGUUGUGGAACCUGCUCUCAAGGGAACACAGAACGUGCUAGAUGCAGUCCAGAGAUGUGAGACAGUCAAUCUGGUUAUCUUAACGUCUUCUGUGGCAGCCAUCUUCGGAGAUAACGCCGAUGUGCUAGAGAUGAAGAACAAGACCUUAUCUGUUGAUUAUUUCAACACAACGAGCUCCAUUCGUCAUAAUUCCUACUCCUACUCAAAGACGGUGGCCGAAAAAGAAGCUUGGAAGCUAUACAAAGCACAACCGAAUCCACCACGUUGGAAGCUAGUUACUAUAAAUCCUGGACUUGUUUUGGGCCCGUCUCUAUCCCAAGCAUCUGAAUCUGGUAGCCUGUCUCUGUUGGAUCAGCUACUGAGUGGUCAACUGUCUUUGGGAGUGCCAGACCUAUGGUUCGGAAUCGUUGAUGUGCGAGAGGUGGCAACUGCUCACAUUCGAGCUGCUGAAGCCCCGGAUUCUCACGGUCGCUAUAUCUUGGCCGACAACAGAACACACAGCUUUGUGGAACUGGCUCGCAUAUUACGGUCUAUCACUCGAUCUUCCAGUAUCCCAACUAACAAGCUUCCGAAUAUAUUGGUACGCUUGUCAGGGCCAUUUCUUGGUUUCAGUCAGAAGUGGCUGAAACGGAAUCUGGGCAUUGGUUUCGACAUCGAUAAUCAUACCAGCUUGAGUGAGCUGAACAUCGUGUACCGACCGUUGGAAGAGACAUUGGCAGACCAUUACCGGUCCUGGAAAAGUGCUCAGAGCCAAUUGAACUAGCGUUGCCAGUCUCUUUAACAACAACGAUUGGCUGAACGCAGUCUGGGAAGAACGUGUCAAGAAGAGCCUUUGCUUUGUCAUCAUUUCCGCCGAUUAACUAUCUUAGAGCCAACUCGCAGUGUUGGGAUCUAGGCAUUUGUCUUUCGAGGCUUCAUACUUCUUGGUCGUUGGCUCGAACAUGUUCCAAGCGGGGUUUAGAUCUUCAAGACCUGUUUUCACGUGAGGAGUGGGUGAUGUGACAUUGGGGCGGGGUGGAAUGAAUUGUUAAUUCCCCUACCAUUCAUACAUAUAUGUUCCGCCAAUUUAUAUAGGGACGGAGGUUGACCGAAUUUCUAAAUAACCCAGCGAAGGAAUACACAACCCGAACAAGCGAAAAAGUGAUGACCUCAAAGGUCGAGAAAAAGCACGCGUGUUCUCCACGUUAUUGUUUCUUCGACUUCCCGUCUGAAAUCCGUCGUGCGGUGUAUUAUUUCUUGCUUCCGCGGAGGACAUAUAUAAGAAAUACUAGACCGCUAUCCGCUAGCCAUCAUGCGCCUCUCGGAGUUGAUCACAAUGAUUCGAGCCGCUUCAGGACUCAUCUUAACGUCCUGUGCUUAUCAAGGCAGAUCAGCGAGGAAUCUUUAGAUAUUCUGUAUGGGGAGAACAUUUUUGUGGUCAACUUCAAUGGGAAUGGAGAAACAGCUCUUCAAGAAGAUAUUACCCAAAGAGACCGUCGCAGGAUUCGAUACGUCUUGGUCUUCAUGACCGACGGGAGUGUCUUUUGUCAACUCAAUGCUUCCGCUUGGGCUUCGUUUCUUCCCACCCUGAAAGUCCUUCAGGUUAUUAUCGAACAGCCAAUCGAAGGACGAGGAUAUUGGAUGAUUAGAAAAGAAUAUCAAGAUGCUCCGACACUUGAGCAGGAGCUGGACGAUUGGAACAAAGCCGCUCGGUGCUUCUUUGAAUGCUUUCAUCGAUACCUUGGGGCUGCGACAAGGCUAGAGAUUGAUGGCGGUAGCAGAAAAAUCACACAAUCUCUAAUUAGUUUCCUCUCGCCGCCAGAAUGCGAAAUCAUCUAUCACCCAGAGGGGGAUUUUAUUUUCGGGCGAGGUCGGUAAUCGAAUGAGCCAUAAUUUCGACUUGAUUGCAAUACUUUGGAAUUGAUAGGAUAAUCAUUUUUGUAGUCAAAAUUGUAGAUAUUCUCGAUGAGAGGGAACUACGCUGUAUGACUGUCCUCCGCACUUCCUAGGGCCUGGAAUAGUCGAGAAGCACCCGUUAGACCAGGCGGCAUUGAUGAGUUGGCUAGGCGUUUUCUCGAAAGGCACUUAAGCGUGAGGUCGCCAAAAAUAAAGUACGUUUUGG
Penicillium brasilianum is the source of this 2568-nucleotide messenger RNA. The record is from the annotation of a GenBank genome assembly. Lineage: Eukaryota; Fungi; Ascomycota; Eurotiomycetes; Eurotiales; Aspergillaceae.